CUGGCGGGUUUACUGCCCAUGUUUGUGUUGUGAACGUCGCCUUCCCGUUGCGACGCUGCGUUUGCGCCGCUGUUAGCUCCCCAGAGCGCGGCCGAAGCCAGGAUCGUCUGUCCUCGGGACUCGUUGAGGGGUCGGGGGGAGUGGCCGGUGUAGUCUGCUUUCUUUCGGCGUCACCCCUGCAGCAGGGCCCAGAGAAAGGAGUUCCUGGUGAGGUAGAGCAGCUGGGCCCAGUUCCCGGCCCGGAGGGUGCUCCGCGGCCCCGGAGGAAGCCGCAUGCUAACGCCUGGGAUGCUGGAGACCAAGGACUGGGUGCAGCUCCGGCAGCUCAACCUGGUGCUCCUGAGGCAGCUGUGGGUCGGGCAAGAUGCUGUGCGGCGGUCGGUGGCCAAGGCAGCCUCCGGGUCAACACGGGACUCCAGCAGCAGCUGCGACUCCCAGACGCCAUCAUCCCAGGAGUCCUCCUCGAUGGCCCUGAGAGCCUCCAGACUUGAGGAUACCCACCAGGGUGACCCCCGUGAUAUGUCCUGGCCUGGCGGGGCCAGCUCUGGUGGGACGUCUCUCCCACCUGCCACGUACCGACCCCGGCCCUGCUCGGCACCCUUACUGGCCGUCUCAGAUCCAGAUGACUCAGAGCUUUCAGGAGAGCUGGACAGUCCAGGGCCUCAGGAGACCCAGGCCCAGAGGUCCAUCCUGGAUCAACAAAGCAGGGUGUCCAAGCCAAGAGUGACCUUCAGUGAGGAGUUUCCGAUGCCUGAUGGGAGCUGGCGCUUCAGGCCAUACUUGGGCUACGAUUGGAUUGCAGGGUCUCUGGACAACGCCUCGCCCGUCACCAGCAAGCCCGAGGCCUUCUUCUCGAAGCUGCAGGAUUUCCGGGAAGCCAACAAGGAGGAGUGUGUUCACAGUGACCCCGAACCCCAGUUCCUAGGCGUCCCGGAGAGCAGCAGGGAGGAGCGAGACCACGAAUGCGUGUACUGUUACCGUGUCAACCGGCGCCUGUUCCUGGUGCCUUCGGACCCUGGCACCCCCUGCCGCCUGUGCAGGACCCCUCGGGACCAGCGGGGCCCCGAGACCCUGGCAGAGCCCGCGCAGGUCAGGGUGAGCGUCCCCAUGUCUGUCCUGGACCCGCCGCACCGGCACCGCAUCCACCGGCGGAAGAGCUUCGAUGCCUCGGACACGCUGGCCCUGCCCCGGCACUGCCUGAUGGGCUGGGACAUUCUCCCUCCGAAGCCUGAGAAAAGCUCAGCCCCCAAGAGCCUGGACCUCUGGUCUUAUGUCGCCUCCGAGCCCCAGUACCGGAAGCUGUCAGCCGCCAGCCCUUCCCACCCAGUAUGGUCCAGGGCCCAGCCAACACGAGUCCCAUCCUCCACCCCAUUCUGGUCGGAACUCCAGCCCCGCGCCCCCCGGCUGAAGCCCUGAAGACUGGCCAGCUGGAGGAGCACAGAGCCCCCGUCAUGCCCUCUAACCCCUCUCCGGCAGGGCACUGGCUUCAGCUGGAGGUGAACGCAGGCCCCACCCUCCGGGGCUGGGCAGGUGGGACGGGCCUGGGCCUUUCUCCUUCCUGGAGACAGAGGUGGGGACUCCAGGGUUGGGGAGCAUGUUUGUAAAUAAAGCUCAGUGUUCUCUGCA
Suricata suricatta (meerkat) is the source of this 1626-nucleotide messenger RNA. RefSeq names its product migration and invasion inhibitory protein (gene MIIP). Gene Ontology annotation, biological process: negative regulation of G2/M transition of mitotic cell cycle; negative regulation of cell migration. The record is from RefSeq and is a predicted model, not a curated record. The transcript is spliced from 10 exons. NCBI's taxonomy places the organism in Eukaryota, Metazoa, Chordata, Mammalia, Carnivora, Herpestidae. Bases 274 to 1416 code for a protein of 380 amino acids.